UCAGUGACCAAGUGGUGCAAGAAGCUGUAGCAGGAGAUGAUUGUGUGUGUCAACGCUGAGGUUUUGUCAUCUGAAACAGAGUUGGGAUUAGCACUUCAGGAAGAAGACGACUUCCAUACGGAUUUCAGUCAAAGACGGCUGAUGAAUACUUGGAUGGAUUGUGCUAUGAAGUCUCUCAGCCUUCUGACUCCAUCCACCUUCUCAAAGGUUGUAACAUCGAGUGUCUCAGCCAGCGCCUCCAUGACCCAGCAUCUCCUCACGGGUCGAGCUGCUCGGCCAAAGCCCUUCAGAGUCACGAACGCAGACCGCAGUGUGAAGAAGGGUAUUAUGGCAGAGGCACUGUUAGACUUGAUGAACAAGGUCAGUGACUCGUUUGAUUUACAGUGUGCCAGUGCACUAGUUCUGGAUGAGGAUGGCACCGGUGUGGACACAGAGGAGUUCUUCCUAACGCUGCCAGAGAACACUGUUCUCAUGGUUCUGGAGAAGGGACAGAAAUGGACCCUACAUCCCAACAGUCUCUCCAGGUAUCAGCCCAUUGAGCGCCGGCAGUAUCGUACAGAUGUGGCUAAGCUGACUCUUGACCUCUACAAAAACAACCCCAAGGAUUUCAUUGGCUGCCUGAAUGUGAAAGCAACCCUGUACGGCGCUUACUCCGUGUCCUACGACCUGCGCUGUUACGCCGCCAAAAAGAUGCUGAAGGAAGCUCUGCGAUGGACCAUCUUCUCCAUGCAGGCCACUGGCCACAUUCUGCUGGGAUCAUCCUGCUACAUUGAGCAUCUGCUGGAAGAAGAGGAGCAAGCUGAGAAAAGCCUGGUACUUCCACAGGAGAGCAGGAUCAGGCAGCUGCAGAGCAUGCUGCUGGGAAGGAUCACCCACAGAUGAUGGGCUAAUAACAGUGGAGUGGACAUGCCAUCUUCUCCUAGAUUUAGGUCACAGUGUGGAUGUCACAGAUGAAACUGGUUGGCAGUCUGUACUUAUCGGCUUCCAGUAUAGUUUAAUGUGUCAUAUUGCCAACAACAGUUGCUUUUUCAAUGCCACUUUUUUGUUCUGUUACAUGUCUUUACUUUAUUAAUGCAGAAGCCAACAUUAGAAUGCACUUUUACUCACUGCUUUAACUUUUUCCUGUGGAAACAUAAUAAAUAUAAAGUAAUGUAUUUUA
Melanotaenia boesemani (Boeseman's rainbowfish) is the source of this 1159-nucleotide messenger RNA. RefSeq names its product cell death inducing DFFA like effector c (gene cidec). The transcript has 6 exons. Bases 37 to 882 code for a protein of 281 amino acids. NCBI's taxonomy places the organism in Eukaryota, Metazoa, Chordata, Actinopteri, Atheriniformes, Melanotaeniidae. Gene Ontology annotation, biological process: regulation of apoptotic process; apoptotic process. The record is from RefSeq and is a predicted model, not a curated record.